AUGGCAGCCUUGGUACAAUUUAAGACCUUAAGUGAGCGAUAUCGAGAAACUGGUGAUUUUAAAAGCGAAGCUAGAACUGAACGACCAAAGAACGUCGAUGAUAUAGGACAAAAUGAAAACAAUGAAGAUCAAAGUGGUGAAGACCCCAAAACCAAUAAAGAUUUGCCUCUUAAUUUUAAUGAUCCGGCAAAAUGGCCUAUAAUAGAUGGUAAAUUUAAAGCAUUGCUGAUGAAGUAUGGUCCAAUUCAAAAAUUGCUGUCUUUAUUUCCCGAAGAUGAACAAGGUAGAAAAUUUUCAAGCUUUCAUUUUUAUCGCCGAAUGUCUAAUGGCGAUAAAAUUAAACGCACUUGGUUGGUGUACUCCAUUACGAAAGACACUAAAAUAAUUCAAUCUGAAACUCAACAUUGGCGACAAGUUCUUGCAAGAAUAAUAACGUUAAUUAGAACUCUUGCUGGACAAAAUCUAGCAUUAAGAGGAACAUGUGAAAAGCUUUUCGAACCGAAUAACGGAAAUUUUCUUAAAUUUAUUGAAUUCUUAGGAAAUUAUGAUCCUAUUAUGAGUAAACAUAUUCAACAAAUAACAACAAGUAAAAUUCACACCACCUAUCUCGGAAAAACUAUUCAAAAUGAAAUCGUUGAAUUGCUUGCUAAUAAAAUCAAAAAUGACAUCUUAGCAAAACUAGAGCGAGCAAAGUACUACUCACUUAUUUUAGACUGCACCCCCGAUAUAAGCCACAUGGAGCAGAUGACAGUUGUUUUUAGGUUUGUCAGUGCAACUGAAUCAUCUUCGGAAAAACCAGCUGAAGUCGUAGUUUCUGAACACUUCCUAACUUUUCUUGAAUUACAAGACACAACGGGAGCAAAUAUGACAAAAGUUGUUAUCGAUAAGUUGCAGGAAUUAGGCGUAAAUCUUGAUGACAUGAGGGGACAAGGGUACGAUAAUGGAGCCAACAUGCGCGGAAAAUAUAAUGGUGUGCAAGCCAGAAUUCGUCAACUAAAUCCUCGAGCUUUUUUCGUUCCUUGUAGUGCCCACUCGCUCAACUUGGUAUUGAACGAUGCAGCUAAUUGUUCAUCAACUCACGGUUGGAGUAUAUUAUUAAACCACCUAAGCGAUCUGACUAUAAAACCGUUAAGUGCCACUCGUUGGGAAAGCAGGGUCGGUGCCGUACGGGCACUUCGAUUUCAGAUUAGUGGAGUUUACGAUGCACUAAUUGAAAUCGCAGAAGACAAUACAUUAACUACUGCACCACAAGUCAAGAGUUGCGCAGAGGCUAAGGGAAUAGCCAGAAAUAUUUCAAAUUUCAAAUUUGUUUGCUCCUUGGUAUUGUGGUAUGACAUUUUAUUCCAAAUUAAUAUUGUCAGCAAAAUGCUCCAAUCACAGGCUUUAGACUUGUCGCUUGCUCUAGAGCAUUUAAACGCUACCAAAUCUUUCCUAUGCGAUUUUCGCUGUGAUGAAGAAUUUGCCGCAAUGGUUGAAAAUGCAAAAAAAUUGGCAGUUGAACUAGAAAUUUUUGAAGGAUUUGAUGUGGAUGAUCCCGUACGCGUACGCAGAAAGAGUAGACAAUUCCUAUACGAAGGUCGUGAUGAACCGAUAGUAUCACCAGAACAAAACUUCAGAGUAUCUUUUUUCAAUCGAAUAUUGGACAUCGCAAUUCAAGCAAUAAAUGAAAGAUUUACGCAAUUAUCGGAAUAUAACGAGUUAUUUGGGUUUCUUUAA
This is a messenger RNA of Hydra vulgaris (swiftwater hydra), 1716 nucleotides long. The record is from RefSeq and is a predicted model, not a curated record. NCBI's taxonomy places the organism in Eukaryota, Metazoa, Cnidaria, Hydrozoa, Anthoathecata, Hydridae.